Molecule: messenger RNA, 4028 nt
Organism: Diprion similis
Lineage: Eukaryota; Metazoa; Arthropoda; Insecta; Hymenoptera; Diprionidae
Gene: fw
Product: P-selectin
Exons: 22
Coding region: 234-3602 (1122 amino acids)
Source: RefSeq, a predicted model, not a curated record
GUCCCUUGAACAUCCUUUGGCAGGACAAAGCACCUCACAAGGUGAUAGAAUAUUUUGGUCUCAAGUGUUUGGAAGACAAUUUGGAAGUGCAAGUGGAAGUGGAGGUGAAUCGGUUGGAAGAUUUUACGAGGUCCGAGUGGCUCUUGAUGUCAACCGAACUUGGCAACGCUUCAGGUUUUAACCGUCAAUGUGACUCACUGUGCAAAGUGUCGCCAUUCUUUUAGGCGGAAAACAUGUCCUCACUGUCUUUCCUGGUCCUUGGUUCGCUCCUGCAGGCGUGCAACUUGGCUGUGGCACAAAAUCCACAAGGAUCGGACCUGCGAUGUAGCCAUCCAGCUGUACCCGUUAACGCCAAAGUUUCCUUGUCCACUGAAACCUUGGAUCCUGGGACUCUCGCCGCUUACAACUGCGAUGCUGGCUACGAGUUGUUCGGUCAAUCAACGCUGACUUGCACCAACAGAGGAAAAUGGCAAGGAGAACUACCGUUCUGUGGAACAAACGUGGCCUUUCGAAAGCCCGCGAACCAAUCGACGACCGUUAGAGGAGGCGAUGCUGCCCAUGGAAAUGACGGUGACGUCGGUACCGAGCACGAUGGACGCAGGUGCACCGAGACACAGAAGGAGCACAGCCCCUGGUGGAGGGUGGAGCUGAUGAAGGACUACGCCGUAAAGGUGGUGAGGGUCACCACCAGAGGUUGCUGUGGCCACCAGCCUCUCAAGGACCUCGAAAUCCGGGUUGGAAACAGCAGCACGGAACUACAGAGGAACCCGUUGUGCGCUUGGUUCCCCGGGACGAUAGAAGAGGGUGUCACCAAGACUCUAACUUGCGCGAGAGCCCUGAUCGGUCAAUACGUCUUCCUGCAGCUGGUCGGGGUCGAGGGAAGCCUUAGCCUGUGCGAGGUUGAGGUGUUCGCAACUGACGAAUUCUCCGUCGACAGAUGCGCCAGCGCUGGAACACCCGCCGAUACUGACCUUGCAGCAUUCAAUUCGACCUGCUAUGAGUUCGUCGUUACCAAAGGAGGAUCCUUUCAUGAUGCCAGGAACUACUGUCAGGCUCGUGGUGGUGACCUGGUGCACGGAUUCAUGGGCGCCUCGUCAAAGUUCAUACUAAACAACCUCGAGCGGAGGAAGAACAAGCUGAAGACUCAGUUGGUGUGGAUUGGGGCUGAAAAGGAGCCGCAGAUAACUGCGAGAACGUGGCGAUGGGUGGAUGGCGAAGUCGUGCAAAGCCCAGCCUGGGGCAAAGACCAACCGAAUAACUAUAACGGGGAGCAGAACUGCGUGGUCCUUGACGGCGGGAGGGCUUGGCUGUGGAACGACGUUGGGUGUAACCUGGACUAUCUUCACUGGAUUUGUCAGAGCAAACCAAGGAUGUGCGGCAGUCCCGACAAGGCAGAAAACACGCAAAUAACAGGAAACGAGAGAUCAGUGGGAUCGACCAUCGAGUACGAGUGUCCCGAAGGAUUUAUGCUCGUUGGUUCGCGUAUCAGGACGUGUGCAGAGUCUGGAUUCUGGAGCGAGAUCGCACCGAAUUGCAGAUUCGUGGACUGUGGUCCACUCCCAGGUCUGGACCACGGCUCUGUGACUCUUGUGAACGGCAGAACAACCCACGGAGCCUUGGCCGAGUACAGUUGCAGUGACAACUACACUUUAGUGGGCGACGUGAAACGAGAAUGCGGUGACGCUGCCUUGUGGACCGGAAGUCAGCCGCAAUGCAUGUUCGACUGGUGCCCAGAGCCACCAAAAAUCAAUGGAGGACUUGUCACAGCGUCAGGAAGACGCGCUGGAUCGACGGCGACUUACUCGUGUCAAAACGGAUUUAUCUUGUUCGGUGACAACGUCCUGGAGUGCGACAUGGGCGGUAAAUGGUCCGGCAAAACACCUCAGUGUCGAUUCGUGGACUGCGGAGCUCCCGCACAGAUCGAAUCGGGCACAGUGACGCUGAUGAACGGUACGACGACGGUGGGCAGCCUAUUGGAAUACACCUGCCCUGCGGACUACUGGCUCAUUGGAGAGGCGAGGCACAUCUGUACUAGAGAUGGUAAAUGGAGUGACGAGACUCCAUCUUGCGAACUAAUAACAUGCGAGGAACCCGAAGUCCCGACUGGCAGCUACGUCGUUGGAUACGACCUGAACGUCCACAGCGUGAUCGAAUACAACUGCGAGACGGGUUACCUGAUGCACGGAGAUGCUCGUCGCACAUGUGGCAAGGAUGGAGAUUGGACUGGAGAUGUUCCUGCUUGCGAAUAUGUGGACUGCGGUAAAGUCCAGCCAAUUCUUUACGGGGCGGUUGAAUACGCCAAUGGAACGACACACCUUGGAAGUGAGAUUACGUACUCAUGCACGCGAAACUAUCGUCUGAAUGGUGUCCCGAGGAGAUACUGCCUCGAUAAUGGUCAGUGGAGUGAUGCGACGCCAAAAUGCGAGGAAGUCCGUUGUCCUGAGCCCGUUCUUGCGGAGCAUGGAAUUCUCUCAGUUACCGGAAACGACCGAAUGUACGGAAGGACAUUGGUCAGGACCGGAACCAUCGAGAACUCCAACACCGGUGCUACUUCCUACAAAAUAGGCGCAUUGGCCAAGUACAGAUGUGAACGAGGUUAUAAAGUCGUCGGGGAACCACUUUCCACAUGCGAAGACAACGGACGGUGGAGCGGCGAGGUUCCCCAGUGUGUUUACGUUGACUGCGGUAAGCCUGACGAGAUUCAGCAUGGACGCUACACGCUAACAUCGAAUGCUUCGUACUACGGAGCCGCGGCUUUGUAUGAGUGUGACGGCAACUUCGAGCUGGACGGAUUCGCGCGAAGACUUUGUCUCGAGAAUGCUACGUGGAGUAGUGAUACUCCCGUCUGUCGAGAAAUCAGAUGCAUGGAUCCCGAUCGAACUGGCGUCCUCUCAACCCAAGUGUCGACCCACAGUGUCGGCGGUGUCGCCCACUACGCAUGUCCUCGAGGUUACUACAUGGAGGGUAACGAUACCCGAAUUUGUCUGCAGAACAGUUCAUGGAGUGGCAGCAUCCCCGCUUGCUUCUCUGUCGACUGCAAACACCCGGGACCGAUAGACAACGGUAGAGUAAUAGUCGUCAACGGGUCCACGGUCUAUGGUGGAGCAGCUGAAUACCACUGUCUACCGCAGUUCGAACGCGUCGGACCCUUCCUCAGGAAGUGCCUUGAUACCGGACUCUGGAGUGGUCAGGAACCAACGUGCGAAUUGGUGACGAACGACGUUGCUGAAGCCCAGGGGGUGGGAACCAGCGUUGGCAUUGGCGCCGGAGUCAUUCUCUUCAUCCUUUUGAUACUCGGUCUGAUUUAUCUGAGAUUACGGAAGGCAACUCCGGUAAAAAAUACCGAGAAUGUCCAAGCAGCGGACCGUAAAGAGGACCAAAACGCUGCUGUGAUGUCGUACGCGAGCCUUAAUGACGGGACGCCGAAUACGGGGUACGAAAACGUCCCCGAGGAAGGACUGUAUGACAGUCCUUACAGCAUUGGCGGUAGCACGUACGGGUACGGCGGGAGUAACGGCGGAAGGGGGUACGAUAACAGGCAUUACGAGGUUGAACCGACCCCGAGGAACGGUAUCACGAUAAACGGGGUAUCAGUGCGGUAGGAAUAACCUCCUAUCCCACAUCAUGACCUUAACAUUUGAGAUUGCAUGAGCGUUGAGGAGAAUCGCGUCGUUGCAUAGGAAAUUUGUUUGCCAUCCUUCGAUGGAAAGUUUGCUUGUUCAAAAAUACCGCGGCGUCGGUGAGAGAAAUACGAUUGGCUGCAGCACUCCUGAUGCAAAUUAUUGCAUGUGGCGCCAUCUCGCAGAUUCCUGGAAAAUUUAUAACUAGAACGGUAAAGAACCUACGAAACUAAUGAUAUAAGGAUAAUUCAAGCUCGUUAAUGUUUCUCCUCGUAUUCUAACUGAGAAAAAGAAGUUAAAAUAUGAUAGAAACCUUUAUGUUUGUAUUGAGAAAGGACGAAGAGUAUAAAUAUUGGGAGAAAAUAUGUUUCUCAAAAUAAUGCAACGACCGCAAUCUUGAUACAGUUU